AUGACCUCCCUCGCCGUGCCCGACGCCGGCCUGAGCCUCCUCCGACCCGACAGCCCGCCCGACUCCCCCCAGAGACCAGCCCAGGUGCUACGCCUGAACCUCGCCCAGAAUACCCUCGAUGACCUGCUCGAUAGCCUGCGGAACGACCAGAAUGCUCGAGUGCGUCUGGGCAAACAGCCCUCGCUCUUCUGGGGCGCCCAGGCCCAGCCCAUCUACGCCUACCCCGAGAACCACCGCUCCGAGCUCUACCUCUCGUCGCUCGACGCCCGAGAGAACCUUUACUUCUCCGGCAUCUUCAGCCACAGCCUGGAGGUCCAGCGAGCGAAGGAAGCCACCGCAGCGACCGACGAUGCCCUGGCCAACCUGGAGCAGAGUCUCAGUGCCUUUCGCCAUGGCAAGGAAUCCAAGAAGACCCCCGUCAUCACCGCCGACCAGAUGAGGGCCUUGCGAGCCGGCGACAACCGCACUGCCACCGGCAGAGAAGCCGCCAGCCUGGCUCGCAUGUCGACCAGCAAGGCCGAUAUCGAAAAGGAGAAGUUCUUCAAGAACGCUGCCAGUCGGUCCUCUCCGGCCAGCCCCGCCUUCCUGGCCGCCCAGUCGCCGGCCCUCACGCCCACGUCUGCGUCGGUAUCCCAGAGUAAGGAUAAAGUCAGAUUAGAAGCUUUACGAACGCCGUUACUUCACCUGCUCGCCGUCAGGCCGGUCUCUGUCAAGUUCCUCGCCCAGAAGACACGCUCGUCCCAGGAAGACUGCCUCACCCUGGUCCGCAGAUACGGGACCGAGAAUCGAUUGAACAGAGAGAAAUACGACCUCCGAGACAAGGUCUACAAGGACCUGGACAUCUGGAGCUUCCCUUAUCCGUCCGAUGACGAGCGCCAGGAGGCCAUUGACAAUGCCAUCUCUGCUUUCGAUCGGAUGAGGCUCUCCAAGCAGGACAAACUAUGGCAGAUGCUACUUCCUAAGAACGAGAGAGGCAAAGGCAAAGUUCUGUCUCGUCUGAACCUCCGCACCUGUCCUCCGCCGAAGAGCGUCACUCCCCGUAUCCACGUCCAGCCAUCUCCAGAUGAGACCAAAGAAGAGUCCGGCACUGGAAAUGAAUCUGAUGUUCCGAUGAACGGCGUGGCGACUCCUAACACGCCAGCAGAUGCUGAUACCGCUGCCAAUAAGAAGCCCGGCCCAUCCGGUCUGAAGAAAAAGCCCGCCGCUACGGCUAAAAGAGCAGCGGCUCCAAAACCAAAGGGUACUACUACUAUUGCAGGGAAAGUUACGAAAAAGACGGAGAAGGCUCCUGACAAGAAAAAUGCCGCCAAAUCGGAUGCGAAGUUCAAAUCGGCCGAGUUUGUGGUCGAUUCUGAUGACGAUGCUGAGAUGGCCGACUCUAAACCUACACGCACCAAGUCACCCAACAAUGUGAAAGCCAGUCAGAAGUCUCCUGCCAUUCAGCAGCGUAAGCCGUCUGCUGCGUUGAAAUCGCCCGCGAUGACACCCAAGGUCUCAGAAAAUGGCCCAAUACCCAAAUCGCAGGCGUCGAAAACAUGGCAACAAGCGAAUAAUCGGUCGCCACAGAAGCGGUCACCACUGGGCUCCUCACCGCCCACCAACGCAUCCGAUAUAGACAGCGGAAGCCGACCGUCCAGCACCAACCAGUCGUCCAGCUCGUCGUCUCCACUCAUGCUCCAGCACCCCCGGCAAAGAGCCACUGCGGGCGCCAAGCCCGCGAUGUCGAAUGCCGCCAAGCCAGCCCAGCGGACCGCGUCCCUCAAGCGCAAAGCCGAAAACGACCCGGAGAUUACCACGACCAUCCGCAACGGCGGCGGCGGCGUUGGCCUUGGGAUCAGACACGCCGGCAGCACCCCGGACCUACAGCAGCAGCAGCACAAGCGGCGGCGGCCGUCGACGGUGUCCAGCAGCGACUGCACGUCGGGCAACCGGACUCCGCCCACGAGCAUCGCGCUGCUGCGCCAGCGGCUCCGCGAAAAGUCCCAGCAGUUCAAGCAGUUUUACGCCAAGUACCGCCAAUUACAUGAAGACCUGUCCAAUCACCCGGCGCCGCCGGAGCACCAGCUGCUGAAGCUGGAGCGACAGCAUGAUCGGUUGGAGAAGAUGAAACAGGAGAUUUGGGAUGAAGAUCGCAGAUUGAGAUAG
This is a messenger RNA of Ophidiomyces ophidiicola, 2145 nucleotides long. RefSeq lists its product as uncharacterized. The record is from RefSeq and is a predicted model, not a curated record. The transcript has a single exon. Lineage: Eukaryota; Fungi; Ascomycota; Eurotiomycetes; Onygenales; Onygenaceae. Bases 1 to 2145 code for a protein of 714 amino acids.